Molecule: messenger RNA, 1004 nt
Organism: Daldinia loculata
Lineage: Eukaryota; Fungi; Ascomycota; Sordariomycetes; Xylariales; Hypoxylaceae
Product: NAD(P)-binding protein
Exons: 1
Coding region: 111-899 (262 amino acids)
Molecular function (GO): oxidoreductase activity, acting on the CH-OH group of donors, NAD or NADP as acceptor
Source: RefSeq, a predicted model, not a curated record
UAUUCAUUUGCUUACAUUGUGGUUUUGUUAACGGUGCAUACCUCCAGAAUACAUUAUCUAGCAUCAUCUAAUCAUUAGACGCCCCCGCCCCCUAUAAUCAGUCAGCUACCAUGGAGAAGUAUGCGACGUACCCAAGCCUGCGGGGAAAGACUGUCUUGAUAACUGGAGGGGCCGAAGGCAUCGGAGCAGCAUCGGUCGAGCUUUUCUGUCGGCAAGGCUCCAAUGUCGUCUUUUUGGAUUACUCGGACGUUUCAGCAAAGAAACUGCUUGAGAAGAUCAAGGAAAUUCCUGGCGCUACCCAGCCCACGUUCCUCCACUGCGAUGUGACCGACUUGGCUCGCCUCAAGGAAUGCGCGGAGAAGGCGCUCGCCGACCACGGCACGGUGGAUGUUCUUCUAAACAACGCCGCUCGUGCCGGCGCCCAGACGAGAGUCCCGACCACUCAGGUAACGCCUGAGUCGUGGGAUCACGACGUCAAUGUAAAUCUUCGUCAUCAGUUCUUUCUAACGCAGGCGGUGGUGCCGGCGAUGCAGAAGAAGGCAUCAGGCAGUAUCAUCAAUAUGGGAUCCAUCACGUGGCGCAUUCCAGCCGUCGGGCUUCCUCUCUACACGAUGUGCAAAGCGGCAGUGGUUGGUAUGACGAGAACGCACAGCAGGGAGUUUGGUCAGUACGGCAUCAGGGUGAACAGCGUUGUUCCCGGCGCCAUUGCGACGCAGAGGCAGAUCGAUGAGGUCUUAACGGAUGAGUACCGCGCCGAAGUGAUGGCCGCGCAAAGUUUGAAGAGAGAUCUCAUGCCUGAUGAGGUAGCGAGACUGAUACUCUUUCUUGCUGCAGAUGAUUCCAGCGCUAUCACUGGGAGUAGCUACGUGAUUGAUGGAGGGUGGGUCAGCGACGUUUAAAGAACUUUUAGGGAAUUGGACUCAUAAGGAAAUUAUAUACUAGAAUCAGAGUGCUUAGGUAUAUUACUAUAUUACUUGACUCGUUCUUCCUUUAUCAGCUAGUUU